AUUAUUGAACGACAAUAUAGGAGAAGUCGAUUACUUGCAACACACAGUAUACGCACAAGCACUUGCACAACAGAUAAAGCUAUCUACUUGCCCGGUAACUAUUGCUAUCUUUGCUAAAUGGGGAAGUGGAAAAAGUUUUCUUUUAAAGCAAAUAGAAAGUUUGCUCCGGUCUUAUACAUCAAAUGCGCAGCCAAUAAAACCGCGUCGUUGGACAUAGAGAUGUUCUGUAUUCAUUUUCUUGUUGAUUACAACUUUUAUCUUGCUACUUAGUUUAAUGGCGGUCGCGCCCCAAUGGUUUGUUGCUGCCGCGAGUUUGACUGCUAUGCGACUGACGUCAUCCGGACUACUGCUUGUGCUGCUUGCGAUAUUAAUUGGGCUUCUAUCCUGCACUGACAGACCUACGUCCACAAACUUUGUUCAGGUUCUCUUUUACGCCAUGUUUACACGGUUGCCAAUUCGCAAGAAAACGCCCAAUAUUAAUCAAGCAAAGAAAGAAGAUAUAAAACUUACCCAAGCCACGUUGAUCCAAACUCGGGACGAUUUAGGAAUGUCUUACGAAAACACGAAGACGAUAAAAUAUGUUUACGUCGAUUACAACGCGUGGGAGUUUGCUGGCAGUGACAACCUGUGGGCGGGGUUGGUGACGAAACUGGUCGAUGAAAUUGAGGCAGAAUUUGGAGUUGUAACAACUCGUGUAUUCCGAACCAUCUCGCUUGACACCAAGUGUAAAGUAACAACCCCUUCUGCCAAGAAGUAUCGUUUCUGCUCUCACUUAGUUGAUAACCCAAAAACUACUUUCAUGAUUCCGAAUAUCUUGUUAUUCAUCCUAUGCUUACUCGUUAUAAUUGUAUUGCCAAUUAUAGCAACGUACGUCAUCAAGUAUAUACCAACAUCUACCAAAUCAAAAUCUACCCCUACUACAGUAUCUGCAGUUGUAACUCGUGUCAUCUCAUUCCUACCACUAACAGUCGCUACACUGGUCACCGUUGGGAAACUAAUAUGGGCAAUGUUGUUCACUCAACGACAAAUGAUUACUUCUACUAUUAGUGGUACAAAAGGAAACUUGGCAAUGGAGCUCGGGUUCAUGAAGAAAGUCAAGAAUGAGGUUCAUACGAUCGUUGACUUGAUACGAACCGUGGAAUUUAUAAACGACGUCGAAUACAAAAUAAUUAUCGCAAUUGAUGAUUUGGACCGAAUACAAUUAAGUCAAGUUAAGUCCGUUUUGGAGGCAGUGAGCAUUUUAUUGAGUGACCGAUCGUCACCGUUUGUUUGUUUGAUCGCAGUAGAUUCCAGAGUAGCCGUCAAAUGUAUAGAAGAAGACAUGGGAACUGCUUUACUUGAAGUAAACGUUAAUGGUCACGAAUAUUUAAAGAAAAUCAUCAACUUGCCUUUCUGUUUACCUGAGAUAAGCAGUGAGAAAAGAAAGAGAUAUACGGUUGGUUUGAUAAAACAAGCAGAUGACACUUGCGAGGAAACGCCCAGAGGUCGUGAAGAGGCAACGGAUACUAUUGACGAUUCAAAUAACAUGACUUUAUGCGACUUCAUGUUUAAAUGCAGGGAAACCUUCUACGGCAAAACUGUUCAAUCGUUUUUAACCGGCAACCCUCGACAAGUGAAACGUCUGUUCAACGUGAUCUCAGUAACUUGUAUGAUUAUACAUGGCUUUCAAGAAGCGAGUGGUGAAAGACUUCUGAAAGAUUCACUCGCCGAACAAAUUGUUGCUUGGGUUAUUGGUAUAGAGCAGUGGCCGGACAAAAUGCGUCACAUACUACAGACGAUAACUAAUUUAGAAACAAAGAUAGCAGCAUGUGUAAUGGUGGACUACGGUGAAAAUGAUGCAUUACUGAAGAUAUACAAAAAACAUUGCAAAGAAUCAACGAAUGCUGAAGCUUUAACUGAAGAAGAUGUUAAAUUUGAAGAUUUUCUUAUGGAGAACACGUGGUUAACAGCACGAAUCGCCAAGUCAUAUCUUCCAUAUACAAUUAACUUACAUCCGAUGUAAAUUAAGUAAUUCAAAUAAACACUCCUAAUAAUGAACUGCGGGGUAAAAUGAAUACUAUUAGCUCUUAAUAUUUGAUAUUUUCUGAAUGCUUUUUUAUUAUCAACGCUUUAUUAGAGUCGCGUGGUUAUGGGUGUAUAACUAUGCAAACUUUGGUUAUUGUCAAAUGGGAAAUAAAAGAGACUGGCCUAUUUUACCCCAACCUGUUAUGUAUGGUACAAAGCGGGUUGAAAAAGAUGCAUAAAAGCAGUGCGCUUGUUAGUUGCUACGUAGCUUAUAACCUAACUGAUAGAUUAGAAGUAAUAGUUUUACACGCAAAAACUAAUUUGUUCUUCACGAAUCUUUUUGUUUUCGCUCACAUGAAUUAUGUUUAAAACAUUGUAAUAAAUAUAUCAACUCAC
Messenger RNA from Ciona intestinalis (vase tunicate), 2400 nucleotides. The record is from RefSeq and is a predicted model, not a curated record. NCBI's taxonomy places the organism in Eukaryota, Metazoa, Chordata, Ascidiacea, Phlebobranchia, Cionidae.